This is a messenger RNA of Pteropus alecto (black flying fox), 1871 nucleotides long. It is a transcript of the gene KCNJ1, whose product is annotated as potassium voltage-gated channel subfamily J member 1. Bases 224 to 1342 code for a protein of 372 amino acids. The record is from RefSeq and is a predicted model, not a curated record. Gene Ontology annotation, biological process: regulation of monoatomic ion transmembrane transport; potassium ion import across plasma membrane. NCBI's taxonomy places the organism in Eukaryota, Metazoa, Chordata, Mammalia, Chiroptera, Pteropodidae. Gene Ontology annotation, cellular component: plasma membrane. Gene Ontology annotation, molecular function: ATP-activated inward rectifier potassium channel activity. The transcript has 2 exons.
GUUGCAUAUAGAUGAGCAGGCAGCCAAUCUGAGCCGACCCACAGACUCAUAAAAGCCGACAGGACCUCAGGCACCCUCACCUUGGACACCCAAUCUCUUGGACCAAAGGUACAAGGACUCACUCACAUCAAGAAUCUGACUGCUUUCUUGGGGAUCAAGAAAUUGAAUUUUUGUCUCAGUGUUCGCUCUGGCAAUCCAUGAGAUCACGGUGUUGACAGAAAGAAUGUUCAAACACCUUCGGAAAUGGUUUGUCACCCGCUUUUGGGAGCAUUCUCGACAAAGAACGAGGCUGGUUUCCAAAGACGGAAGGUGCAACAUAGAGUUUGGCAAUGUGGGUGCACAGUCGAGGAUGAUAUUCUUUGUGGACAUUUGGACGACCGUGCUUGACCUCAAAUGGAGAUACAAGAUGACCGUCUUCAUCACAGCCUUCUUGGGGAGUUGGUUCCUCUUUGGUCUUCUGUGGUAUGCUGUAGCCUACAUUCAUAAAGAUCUCCCUGAGUUCCAUCCUUCUGUCAACCACACCCCCUGUGUGGAGAACGUUAAUGGCUUGACCUCAGCUUUUCUGUUUUCUCUGGAAACGCAAGUGACCAUUGGAUAUGGAUUUAGGUGUGUGACAGAACAAUGUGGCACUGCCAUUUUUCUGCUCAUCUUUCAGUCUAUACUUGGAGUUAUGAUCAAUUCUUUCAUGUGUGGUGCCAUUUUAGCCAAGAUCUCCAGACCCAAAAAACGUGCCAAGACCAUUACAUUCAGCAAGAAUGCAGUGAUCAGUAAACGAGGUGGGAAGCUUUGUCUCUUAAUCCGAGUGGCUAAUCUUAGGAAGAGCCUUCUGAUUGGCAGUCACAUAUAUGGAAAGCUUCUGAAGACCACAGUCACUCCUGAAGGAGAGACAAUUAUUUUGGACCAGAUCAAUAUCAACUUUGUAGUUGAUGCUGGGAAUGAAAAUUUAUUCUUUAUCUCCCCACUGACAAUUUACCAUAUUAUUGAUCACAACAGCCCCUUCUUCCACAUGACAGCAGAAACACUUCCCGAACAGGACUUUGAACUAGUGGUGUUUUUAGAUGGCACAGUGGAAUCAACCAGUGCUACCUGCCAAGUUCGGACAUCCUAUGUCCCAGAAGAGGUGCUUUGGGGUUACCGUUUUGCUCCCAUGGUAUCCAAGACCAAGGAAGGGAAAUACAGAGUGGAUUUCAAUAACUUUAGUAAGACAGUGGCAGUGGAUACCCCUCACUGUGCCAUGUGCCUUUAUAAUGAGAGAGAAGCUAGAGCCCAGAUGAAGAGAGGCUAUGACAACCCCAACUUUGUCUUGUCAGAAGUCAACGAAACAGAUGACACUAAAAUGUAACAGUGGCUUUUCAACACGAGUAAAGCAAAGUUUUGAAGAUACCUAGUGACUAGAAGCAUAUGAAGCAGUCAACAAUUUGGGAGUAUGAAGGUAGGACUAAAGCUUUCCAGGCCCACCAGCACAAAGCCCCUGAACUCAAUAACCAUUAUCUUCUGAGACACAUGGCAAGUGCAUUAGAACAUGCAAUGUAUUCAUCGGAAAUCGGAAUAUGGAAGUCAUGGGAGCUCACUUGGAAUUUGAAUAUGAUUAUUUGAAAUCAUGUAACAUUGAUAGGAACAGGCAAAAUCAUCAAAAGUCUCAUGGACAUGCCAAAUAAGAUCUUUUUAAAAGUCUCCUUGAAGAAAUUAUAAGCUUUACAUCUAAUCAAGGAAAAAUCGAAUUCCUAUUUUGAUUUUACUGAUAAGAAAGCAGCCACUUUUAUUUUAACAUUGGCUUUUAUCAAAGGAAAAUUGUCGCCUGAGUUGGGGAAGAUGAACCAAUCAAAGACAAUAAGAAAAGGCCAUUACACAGAGAACACCUGUGAGGCUCU